Molecule: messenger RNA, 2815 nt
Organism: Hypomesus transpacificus
Lineage: Eukaryota; Metazoa; Chordata; Actinopteri; Osmeriformes; Osmeridae
Product: kinesin-like protein KIF3C
Exons: 8
Coding region: 265-2568 (767 amino acids)
Biological process (GO): microtubule-based movement
Molecular function (GO): ATP binding; microtubule motor activity; microtubule binding
Source: RefSeq, a predicted model, not a curated record
GCGUGCCGAAGGAUGUUUGGUGUUUGGGUGAGUACCUCUCCGGUAUUAUCUGGAUCUGAAUUCUGUGGAUAUGGGGCGAAACUCAGCAAAUCCUAUCUCAGAUCGGUGAUUAGUGUGAUUACAUGGGACCAAUGGGACAACCAUCGUCUAAUGGAAUUGGGUGUACCUGUAGUGUGUUUGGACGCUGCACGAUGUUGGACUGAAGCAUCGCUUUACAGAUUAUAAAAUAAUUGCAAUGUUAAAGCAAAUCUUUAUUUGUAACUAAUGAUGUCUAAACCAAAACACAUCGAGUCGGUCAGGGUGGUGGUCCGAUGCCGUCCCUUCAACCGAAGGGAGAUAACGAGCAGUGACAACAUCUUGGAGCUGAAUGGCAGACUGGGGCAGAUUACCAUUCGAAAUCCAAAAGCACCACCUGAGGAUUUUAUGAAAACAUUUACGUUUGACGCUGUGUAUGACGGGGACUCGAAGCAAAGCGACAUUUAUGAUGACACGGUGAGACCUCUUGUGGAGUCUGUUUUGCAAGGUUUCAAUGGAACUAUAUUUGCCUAUGGACAAACUGGGACAGGUAAAACGUACACUAUGCAAGGGAUUGUAACAGACCCGGAGAGGAGAGGGAUUGUCCCAAAUUCAUUUAACCACAUUUUUACCCAAAUAUCAAGGUCCCAAAACCAACAGUAUUUGGUCAGAGCAUCAUACCUGGAGAUUUAUCAGGAAGAAAUUAGAGACCUUCUUCGCAAGGACAACAGCAAGAAACUGGAGUUGAAGGAAAACUCAGAACACGGGGUUUACGUCAAAGAUCUGUCCUCAGUCGUUACCAAGAACGUAACAGAGAUAGAGCAUGUGAUGAACAUUGGGGACCAGUCCAGGUCUAUGGGUUUCACCCAAAUGAAUGAGCGCAGCUCGAGGUCUCAUGCCAUCUUUGUCAUCACCGUGGAGUGCAGCGAGAUGGGAACAGAUGGUGAGGACCACAUCCGCGUCGGCAAGCUCAACAUGGUCGACCUGGCUGGCAGCGAACGUCAGAGCAAGACAGGUGCCAAAGGGAAGCGUCUGAAGGAAGCUGCCAAAAUCAACCUGUCCCUCUCCGCCCUGGGGAACGUGAUCUCCGCCCUGGUGGACGGAAAGAGCACCCACGUCCCGUACAGAGACUCCAAGUUGACCCGCUUGCUCCAAGACUCGUUGGGGGGCAACACCAAGACCGUCAUGAUAGCUACCGUGGGACCGGCCUCGAUGAACUACGAAGAAUCCUUGACUACCCUGAGAUACGCCAACAGAGCCAAGAACAUCAAGAACAAGCCUCGCAUCAAUGAGGAUCCCAAGGAUACCCUGCUGAGGGAGUUUCAGGAAGAGAUCACGCGCCUCAAAGCCCAGCUGGAGGAGCGGGGUAUGUUGGCGAAGGAGAGGAGGAGGAGGAGGAGGAACAGCAAGAGGCUGAGUAGAUGCAUGUCAGGAUUGGAGGAGGAGGAGGCCUUUGAAAGGGACACGGUGGUGUGGAAGGCUGUAGAGGAGGAGCGGAAUGUGGAGCACUACAUGAAGAAAAAGGGAGGGACCACUGACGAUAAGGGGAUCAAUGGGAAUGCAGAGCUGGGAGCCAUGGAGAAGAUGAGGCCCUUGGUUGACAAGGAGAAGGCGAUGGAGGUUAUGCAGAUAGAGCAGGAGGCCAUCGAAAACAUAAUUGAGAAAUUUAAGACCAUGGAGAGCAAGUUGUUAGUAGGAGGAAAGAAUAUCAUUGACCACACCAAUGAGCAGCAGAAAAUGCUGGAAUUAAAGAGGCAGGAGAUUGCAGAGCAGAUAAGGCACGAGAGAGAGAUCCAGCAGCAGAUGUUGGAUCAGGACGAGGAGACUGGGGAACUGAGGGAGACCUUCUCAUCCCUGCAGCAGGAGGUGGAUCUCAAGACCAAGAAGCUGAAGAGGCUGUACGCCAAGCUGCAGUUGGUGAAGGCCGAGAUAGGAGAUGUCAGUGAUGAACACGUCAUAACCAGACAGGAGCUUGAGCAAACACAAAGUGAACUGACAAGAGAACUGAAGUACAAGUAUCUUUUGAUUGAAAACUUCAUACCUCCCGAGGAGAAGAACAAGAUCAUGAACAGGCUGAGCUUCGACAGUGAGGAGGACCAGUGGAAGUUCCGAUCCUUCAUCCCUUCAGAAUGUAAACCUGCUCAAGUCAAGAGAAGACCUUUGUCUGUAGUGGGAUUAAAGAGACCAACCAGCCAGUAUGCCCAGAUUGCUGCAGCUUCAGGAACACCAACUAGAUAUCAGGCUGAGAAUGUAAUGCUGUUGGAGCUCGACAUGACCCCACCCACCAUGUUUACACUGAACCUGAACGGGGCCCAUCUGGAGCGUGCGUUCUCUCCCCGGCCAAUGAGGAGUCUCCUGGCUAACGUUCCCCUCAGGGAGAGAACCACGGCUUCCCGCGUCAGGAAAUCUAGAUCAUGGUAUCAAGCACCACGCAUUGUAUACUCGUCGUCCUCCAGCUCUCUGACAGGGGGAGCCCAGAGCGUCUCUCCGCCUCAGAGACCUGCCUCCGCCGUCUACCACCCAACAGGGAGUGCUGUUGAGUCAAGCCCCUGAGUCGGAAUCAUCAUUAUGCCCGUCCUUCAACGCCAUUGUGCUUUCGUACAUGCUGUCACUUUCAUGGUGGAAUAAUUUCACCUUUCUUUCUUCUAUUGCCAAAUGAUUUGAAAGCCUUUGUAGAAAAUGUAAAGUUGAACACUGCAUUAGCUUUCUUGUGUUUCCUAUUGAUUACUGCUUGUGUUAACAUAUAGAGCAAUGUGCACAUAUGAAUAAACUAUGUCAAAUGUUAUUUGCCAAAAAACUU